AUGACAGAAGAAAGCAAAGGCGAAGGGAAAGGGGAAAGCGGGAAGGACCUGGAGAAACAGCUUCGCCUCAGGGUGUGCGUUUUGAACGAGCUUCUGAAGACUGAGCGGGACUAUGUGGGCACUUUGGAGUUCCUGGUGUCGGCAUUCCUUCAGAGAAUGUUCCAGUUUGCUGCCUCCAAAGUGGAUAAAAAUAUCACAGAGGAAACAGUUAAGAUGCUGUUUUCAAAUAUUGAAGAUAUUCUUGCAGUUCACAAGGAUUUCCUGACCUUAGUGGAGGGGUGUUUGAAUCCUGAACCUAAUGCACACCAUGAAGUGGGAAUCUGCUUUCUUCACUUUAAGGACAGAUUUUGUAUCUAUGAUGAAUACUGUAGUAACCAUGAGAAGGCACAGAAACUUCUGCUUGAACUUAACAAAAUAAGAACAGUACGGACUUUUCUUUUGAACUGUAUGUUGCUUGGAGGACGUAAGAACACAGAUGUUCCAUUGGAAGUAUAUCUAGUAACACCAAUACAGAGAAUAUGCAAGUAUCCCCUCCUUUUGAAGGAGUUAUUGAAGCGGACGCCAAAGAAACACAGUGACUACACAGUAUUAAUGGAAGCUCUGCAAGCCAUGAAAGCUGUCUGUUCCAAUAUAAAUGAGGCUAAGAGACAAAUGGAAAAAUUAGAGGUUUUGGAAGAAUGGCAGUCUCACAUUGAAGGAUGGGAGGGGUCCAACAUCACAGAUUCAUGCACGGAAAUGCUAAUGUAUGGAGUUUUGCUGAAAAUUUCUGCAGGAAAUAUCCAGGAGCGGGUAUUUUUUCUUUUUGACAAUCUUUUGGUCUACUGUAAACGAAAACACAGACGAUUGAAGAACAGCAAAGCAUCUACUGAUGGCCAUCGGUAUCUUUUUCGAGGCAGAAUAAACACAGAGGUAAUGGAAGUGGAGAACGUAGAUGAUGGCACAGCUGACUAUCAUAGCAGUGGCCACAUUGUUGUUAAUGGCUGGAAAAUCCACAACACAGCAAAGAACAAAUGGUUUGUAUGCAUGGCAAAAACUUCUGAAGAGAAGCAAGAAUGGCUGGAAGCUAUUCUAAAAGAGAGAGAGAGAAGGAAAGGUUUAAAAUUGGGUAUGGAACAAGACACUUGGGUGAUGAUCUCUGAGCAGGGAGAGAAACUCUACAAAAUGAUGUGCAAACAAGGGAACCUGAUCAAAGACAGGAAAAGAAAACUAACUACUUUCCCCAAAUGUUUUCUGGGAAGUGAGUUUGUGUCCUGGUUACUGGAAACUGGAGAAAUACACAAAUCUGAAGAAGGUGUUCAUCUUGGCCAAGCGUUGUUAGAGAAUGGCAUUAUCCACCAUGUUACAGAUAAGCACCAGUUCAAACCUGAACACAUGCUCUACAGGUUCCGUUAUGAUGAUGGAACAUACUAUCCAAGAAGUGAAAUGCAGGAUGUGAUUUCCAAGGGUGUAAGAUUGUACUGUCGUCUUCACAGUCUGUUUACUCCAGUGAUAAGGGAUAAAGAUUAUCAUCUGAGGACAUAUAAAUCUGUAGUCAUGGCUAACAAACUGAUAGACUGGCUAAUUGCACAGGGGGAUUGUCGGACCAGGGAAGAAGCAAUGAUCUUUGGUGUAGGACUAUGUGACAAUGGGUUUAUGCACCAUGUCUUAGAAAAAAGUGAAUUUAAAGAUGAGCCACUUCUUUUUCGCUUUUUUGCGGAUGAAGAAAUGGAAGGAUCAAAUAUGAAGCACAGGCUUAUGAAACAUGAUUUAAAAGUAGUGGAAAAUGUCAUAGCCAAGUCACUAUUGAUUAAGUCUAAUGAAGGCAGCUAUGGUUUUGGUUUAGAAGACAAAAACAAAUUACCAAUUAUUAAAUUAGUGGAGAAGGGGUCAAAUGCUGAGAUGGCAGGCCUGGAAGUUGGGAAGAAGAUAUUUGCCAUUAAUGGUGACCUAGUUUUUCUGAGACCCUUCAACGAAGUGGAUUGCUUCCUGAAAGCAUGCUUAAACAGCAGAAGGCCCCUCAGGGUACUUGUGAGCACAAAACCAAGGGAGACAGUGAAGAUCCCUGACUCUGCAGAUGGGCUUGGAUUCCAAAUCCGGGGCUUUGGUCCAUCGGUUGUCCAUGCUGUUGGAAGAGGAACUGUGGCAGCUGCAGCAGGUCUCCACCCUGGACAGUGCAUAAUUAAAGUGAAUGGAAUUAAUGUCAGCAAAGAGACUCAUGCAAGUGUUAUUGCCCACGUCACAGCCUGCAGGAAAUACAGGCGUCCAAUGCAGCAAGAUUCCAUACAGUGGGUAUAUAACAGUAUAGAGAGUGCACAGGAAGACCUUCAGAAAGCGAACUCCAAACCCCCUGGAGAUGAGGGAGGAGAUGCCUUUGACUGCAAAGUGGAAGAAGUAAUUGACAAGUUUAACACAAUGGCAAUAAUUGAUGGGAGGAAGGAUCAUGUGAGUCUCACUGUUGAUAAUGUUCAUCUGGAAUAUGGAGUGGUUUAUGAGUAUGACAGUACGGCUGGAAUAAAAUGCCAUGUGGUGGAGAAAAUGAUUGAACCAAAGGGCUUUUUCAGCUUGACUGCAAAGAUUCUUGAAGCACUGGCUAAAAGUGAUGAGCAUUUUGUGCAAAACUGCAACAGCCUAAAUUCUUUAAAUGAAGUAAUCCCCACUGACCUCCAAAGUAGAUUCAGUGUAAUUUGCAGCGAGAAAAUUGAGCAUAUCUACCGAAGAAUCUCUAGUUAUAAAAAGUUUUCACGAGUGUUAAAAAAUAGAGCAUGGCCUACCUUUAAACAGGCCAAGUCAAAGAUCUCACCACUUCACAGCAGCGAUUUCUGUCCAACCAACUGCCAUAUCAAUGUAAUGGAAGUCUCUUAUCCUAAAACCUCAACUUCUCUUGGUAGUGCCUUUGGUGUGCAGCUAGACAGCAGAAAGCAUUCUUCACAUGAGAAAGAAAACAAAAAUAGUGAGCAAGGUAAACUGAGUCCCAUGGUUUACAUACAACAUACCAUUACCACCAUGGCAGCCCCUUCAGGACAUUCCCUAGGUCAACAGGAAGGCCAUGGUCUGAGAUAUCUGUUAAAGGAAGAGGACUUAGAAACACAAGAUGUCUAUCAGAAAUUGUUGGGCAAAUUGCAAACUGCACUGAAAGAGGUGGAAACGUGUGUCUCUCAGAUAGAUGACCUUCUCUCUUCAAUAACCUAUUCUCCUAAAUCAGAACGUAAAACACCUGAGCCCUUAAUACCAGCAGACAGUGACAAUGAAAAGGGAGAAAGGAAUGGGAAAAGGGUCUGUUUCAAUGUAGCAGGUGAUGAGCAGGAAGAUUCUGGUCAUGACACCAUCAGCAACAGGGAUUCAUACAGUGAUUGCAAUAGCAACAGGAACUCCAUUGCCUCAUUUACCAGCAUUUGCAGUAGCCAGUGCAGUUCUUACUUUCACAGUGAUGAAAUGGACUCAGGUGAUGAACUUCCCUUAAGUGUUCGCAUUUCUCAUGAUAAACAGGACAAACUUCAUAGCUGUUUGGAGCAUCUUUUUGGUCAGGUAGACUCAAUUGUCAAUCUUCUGAAAGGACCAGCUGUAAUGAGGGCCUUUGAACAAACCAAGUUCUUUACGCCAGGUCGAGGCCUGCAAGCGUUUCAGCAGGAAAUGGAACCUAAGCUUAGCUGUCCAAAGAGAUUACGACUUCACAUCAAGCAAGACCCUUGGAACCUUCCCAGCAGUGUCCAAAAUCUUGCACAGAAUAUCAGAAAAUUUGUUGAAGAGGUGAAGACAAGGAUACUUUUGGCACUCCUUGAAUAUACAGACAGUGAGAUACAGCUCAGACGAGACAUGGUCUUCUGCCAAAGUCUGGUGGCCACAGUCUGUGCUUUUUCAGAGCAACUAAUGGCUGCCUUAAAUCAGAUGUUUGACAACAGCAAAGAGUAUGAAAUGGAGACUGGAGAGGCCAGCAGAAGGUGGUUGGAACAGAUAGCUAAUGCAGGUGUCCUCCUUCACUUCCAGUCAUUGUUGUCACCUAACCUGACUGAUGAACAAGCCAUGCUAGAAGAUACAUUGGUUGCUUUGUUUGACCUGGAAAAAGUUACUUUUUAUUUUAGACAGUCAGAACUAGAACCACUAGUCGCAAAUGUUCCAAUCACAUAUCAAGCAGAAGGAAGCCGGCAAGCUUUGAAGGUUUACUUUUAUCUUGAUAGUUACCAUUUUGAGCAGCUUCCUCAAAAGCUGAAGAAUGGAGGAGGGUUUAAAAUCCACCCAGUACUUUUUGCACAAGCACUGGAAAGCAUGGAAGGAUAUUAUUACAGAGACAAUGUGUCAGUAGAAGAAUUUCAAGCCCAGAUUAAUGCAGCCUCACUGGAAAAGGUCAAACAGUAUAAUCAGAAACUCAGGGCAUUCUACCUGGACAAGUCGAACCUCCCUCCAAAUUCAACAUCAAAAGCUGCUUAUAUAGAUAAGCUGAUGCGGCCCCUCAAUUCUUUGGAUGAACUUUACCGACUGGUUGUGUCUUUUAUCCGAUCCAAGCGCACAGCGGCCUGUGCUUACACUGCUUGCAGUGCCUCUGGAGUUGGAUUGCUGUCAGUUUCUUCAGAACUCUGUAGCAGACUUGGAGCUUGCCACAUCAUAAUGUGCAAUAGUGGAGUUCAUCGCUGCACUCUGAGUGUCACUCUGGAGCAGGCUAUAAUUCUUGCUCGGAGCCAUGGACUACCUCCUCGCUAUAUUAUGCAAGCUACAGAUGUGAUGCGCAAACAGGGAGCAAGAGUGCAGAACACUGCCAAGAAUUUAGGAGUGAGGGACCGAACGCCACAAUCUGUCCCAAGAUUAUACAAGCUAUGCCAGCCACCACCUCCUGCUGGGGAAGAAUGAAGAGAACUACCCAAGAAGUAAUCAAGUAACAUCUUUUAAGACAUUGGACUAUACAGCAAAAUUAAAUGGCAUUCUAGUAGAACGUGCCUGGAGAAUUGAUAAAUAGAGGCCUUUCACUCAGGAUAAAGAAGUGUCUGUCCUUAAUAUUUUUCUAUCAGCAUUGGACAACUGACUUCUGGAGAAAAUAUUUCUGGACUCCAUGCACUAUGGUCUCCCUUCCAUAAAACAGGAACUUUAUGGGUUUUUACCUGGAUAUUUUACACUGGAAUCAGGUUGUCUCUCUUGUGGCCAGUUCAGCAACGCAAAUUACCCCAUUAUGCAUUGGUAGCAGCAUGAAGGCAAAUAUCUAAUGGCAAAGCCAUUCCAUCUGAACCAUAUAAAAGCUGUUCCUGUGUUCACAGAAUGAACUUGAAAAGGGAAAAAAGCCUAAAAUAAAUCCUCCAGAGUUUGACACUUGACACAUUUGAUGUCCCGUGCACUGCUAAUUCCCUUCUUUCCCACCAAUAUUUUAUCGUAAUUUCCUAACUUUGAGCAAUAAGGAAAUUAACACUUCUGGUAUAUGCUGUAAAUGCCUAUUAAAAAUAAGAAUUCAUCUCACAAGUAGUCCCAUUGACUUCAGUCUGACUACUCAUGUGAAUAAAUACUUACAGAAUUAGCUCCAACACAGUAAACUCAGCUAUGUCUUAAGGGGUCGAUUGUUGUACUGGGUUUAAAGAAGCCUAUUAUUGCAUAGUGAAUUGAUGGUGCUCUUUUACCCUUUUUGAAGUUGCCAUAAGAAUAAAAAAUAAACUUCAGUUAGAGAAAAUUGACAUUAUGGGUCCGAUUUCCACCCAUAAUUAGAAAGAAGUUCAGACUUUGACCUGUAAAAGCUGUCUUAAAUAUACCUUGUUGUGCUUCUGUAUUUCAGGGGUCUUCAAACAGUAGUGUAUAUCUUUGUACAGUAUUAUACAUGCUAUAAUAGCUAAGCAGUGUACAUUGAGCUAAGGGCAAACUUCUAGCUUUAAACUGGAAUAUUUUGCAUUUUAGAGUAUUUAAGAUAAAGCAUAGUUUUGAAGCUUAAUAUUUUUAUACCAGCAUAUACAAUAUUUUGUCAGUUACAUUUUACAGUUGUAGAAGUCGUUGGUUUUGGAGAUUGGUAACUUUAUAAUGUUAUGGAUUUAAUUUGCAGACUGUAUUGAGAAUGUUGAGGGACCAUGACAAAUAUACACGUUUAAUUGUUUUCUGGCCAAAGUGUUUUUAGAGAAAAUAAAUGCACCAAAAUUACCCUUCACAUUCAUGCACAUUAAAGCAAAAACGAUGUUUUAAAAUAUUGCUACUAGUAAUAGUUAGAUAUUAGAGAGUAGCAUAUAUAAUCUAAAUGUAUAAGUAUUUUCUGUACUACAGCUAGUUAUAGUUAUGCUUUGGCACAAAAACCUCUACAUCAUAGAUUUAGCAGAUCUAUAUUUACUUAUUUAUGAAUUUUCAACACAUUUAUUAACUCUAACUCGUACAGAAAUAUGUCAAUACAGAGUUGUACUUUGCAAAGAGUGUUCUUUAUGUAGGACAUACAAUGGGUUUAUUACUUUUCUCCAAAGGAGAAAUUAAUAUGCCUACCUUCUUCAGUAUUCUUGAUUUUGCUAUAAAGAACUUAAUUUUGGUAACAAAGUAAAUAUUUUUGUAUACACACAGGUGUAUAUGUGUGCACAUAUAGCUGCAGUGUGUGUGUGUGUGUGUGUAUUCAUACCAAUUAAGUAGUGAUCCAAGCUUAAAUGUAAAAUCUAUUAAAUUUCCUUAAACUGUGACAAAAACAAGUUACACUGAAUGUUUCAUAAAGUCACAAUUUUCCUUCCAUUCUGUAUGUUUACACCCUUCUAAUACUUGUUGGAAGGUGUGACUUUUUGAUGCAUUUUGAUAAACACAAAAUUCUAUUCUCAUAAGAUAUACAUGAAAUAGGAAAACCUAGGUUGUUUUUCUGGGAUGACCCAACACUCGUAGAAAAUAAAGGGCUGGGGUUUGGUUUCAUAUAAUUCCUAUUAUAGUCAGAGAAUCUCACAGCUUGCAUAUUUUACUGAGAGAGGGAGUAUUGGCUAGGAUAAUCCCUACUCCAUUCAGAAAGUUGCAAGAGCUCUUCAGCUUCUGCUUGGUUGAAUACAAGAAAUACAUGGAAUGCACUAUUUUCUCAUGCCAGGGAUGGUACCACUAACUGUGUAGCACAUGUUUAGUAUGACGGUGUCAUCAUUUAGUAUGAGCCCAAGUCUUCAUGUGAGACUGAACUACAUAACAUGUUUAUUUAGAAGCAAGAGUGCUAUCAGGUGAGUGAAAUUGAUAUUGCUGCAUGAUAUACCCAAGUGAAGUGAAUCUGCCACAUGAACAUAUAUUAUCAGGGACUAAAUAAGGAGAUGCUACUUUAUUGCUCCCUAUGUUUGAAUAUAAACUGAGUCACAUUGACAGUGCAGGAGUGUAAAUAUGCCACCUGUGUAAUAUGGUUGUUUUGAUUGGCUUUUGUUUGCAUUUGAAAGCACAGGAUAAUAGAUAUUUAUUAAGCACUGAGGUCAGACUGGUAUUAGACAAAGUCACUGAACCAAACUCUUCAAUUAGAGUUUUGUCUGAGUAGGCAUUGAAGAUUUUGGCCCUGUAUUUGUGCAUCUAUUUUUACAUUAUAUGCGCCAAAUACCUAUGGGGUUGGGAAGGCAAAAAGGGAUGAGUGCCCAGCUCUACUUGCCCUAGGAAACAAUAGGUUCAUUAUGCAAGCCACUUCCACUUCUUAGAACCAAUGGCCUGUGCUGUGAAUGAAUGUAGGUUUUAGAUAAUGUUUUCAAAGGCACCUAAAGGGUUUAGCCCUCAACUCCAAAUGAAUUUCUAUGGGAAUUGGGUGCCUGACUUGCUUAGCCGCCUUUUGAAAAUCCCAAUCUUAACCAUUUCAGUUGCAGACAUCUUGCAGUUUGCAUAUCCUCGCACUUGGCCUCAUUUUCCAAAUAAAUCACACAUCCUAACACAUUUAAGCCCCAAUUAAUUCAGAGUGGCAUUGAAGAAGCCUUACUCUUAAAUUAUACAUUUACAAAUCUUUGUAAAUGACUGUGCCGGAUGUCUUUACCCCUCAUGGUAUGUACACACACAGGAUUAAAAAACAGUUUCUCAUCACACACAUUAUGUUUAUCCUCUCAUAAAUUCUUAGGCUUGCAAGUGACAAGAAGUGAUAACUUACAGGAAUUGUUAAAUCUUCUUUUCUUCUGCAACCAGUUAUGUAGUUUAUUUGUACUGCAAUAUAUUACAGCAAUUUGGGGAAGAUAACUGGUGUGUGUCACUUAUUUUUUCAUACAAAUUAACUAAAACACAUCUGUGAAGAAAAUUUAAAUAAAUAUGUGUGUAUAUAUAAAAAUGUAAUUGCCACUGCAUCUUAGUAGUAAUUACAAUUUUCAUUCUAUGAAGGAUAUAUAGAAUAUUUAAAAAUCUAGAUGGAAAGGUUAAUAGCCAUGAAAUAGUUAAUCCAUUACAACAUUCAUGUCUAGAGGAAGAUUAUACUUUUAUUCUAGGACAGAGCUGGAGUGACUGGGACAGUUUCUAUAACUACCACCUAUAUGUUAUUGGCUGUUUAAAGGUCCUGGUUCUGUGAAAUGAGAACUGAUGCAGUCUGUUUCUCAAAAUUAAGAAUCCGAAUAAAUUAAAAAUGUCAUAACACUUACUAUGUUGUCCUUUUAGAUUUUAAAUGUACAAAUGUAAGAUAAUGAAUUAAUUCCAGUUUCUAGUUGUCAAACAUAGUUUUUUUUGCAUUAGAUAUACACAAAUUUAAGGUGUUUUUGCUAUCAGCAAAAAAACCUUCAAUUUCACACCCUCUGAGACAACUCUUUAGUAUAUUUAGACAAACCUUUGGGUUUUCAGCACAAGUGCUUCAGUUUAACUUCUUAGUGCAGUCAAGAGCUGCCAGAGCUACUCUUUUGAUUGUUUUGGCUCUAAACCAACUAAAUUCCAUUAGGCACUAUAAUAAUUAUAUUUCAAUCAGUAACUUCAUUGAUUAGACUCCCAUGUACAGUAUAGGAUUUCAAUAAUUCAAUCUGUUUUUAUUAUGCCUCAUGGUUCUGCUUUUACUGAAAGAAAAUGAUAGGUGAAUGGCAUCAGUUUUUGUAUCACUAAUCCAUUGUUAGAUAUACUGUAUAUAUAAGAAGACAAGUACCUGAAGAUGUGAGUACCUGUCCUGUUGCAUAAUGGUUAAACAAUAGUUCAAAAUAGGAAAGUAUCAUUGGUUGGCUUCAAAGUUAGAAGCUUUAAAAUCUAAAGUUGUAGUAUAUUUAUGCAAAUAUACUUUACUUGUUAAUUUUGCAGCUAGGCAGGUUUGUGUCUGCCAACAUAGUUGCUUAUUUUCACUAUUGUUGUUUUAAUAUGCUGUCUGCAGGAUAGUUCUUAAAAUUAACACAUUGCCUUAAAUGUUUUCUCUCUAUGUGCUCAUUGAAAAUUGCACAUAGUGCUUUUCUAAUUGUACUCCAUCAGUACACCAAGCAUUUGUAAAUUAGAUGGAAAUCCAUACCGAUCUCAGGAUAUCUAGAUUUUGAUGUAUAAAAAGAUAUUGAACUCACUUAUUAUAUUUUUUGUAAACUGACUGCAUUGAUUUUUAUAUACUGUAUAUAUUCAUUAACCAUUUUUCCUUCAAGAACAUAACUUGUUAAGGAUAUUUUCUCUGCCUAUAACUGAUGUGGGCUUUUUUGCAUAUAGUCUCUGUGUGUGCCUGCUAUGUGUGUAUAAAUGUAUGUACUGUAUACAUAAGAGAUGCGCAGAUACUAAUACCUAUGAGCAACUGCAAAUUGCCCAGUGACUGACCAUGCCAAGUUGUCAUUUCUAGGACUGUCCUCCAGAAAAGACAAUUCCAUGCUAGAAAUCUUUUUUACCUAGAAUUGAAAUACCAUCUUGAAAAUUAUUCCUCCCACAGUUCAAAUGCACAAGGUAGUGGAUUCCCAGGUUGGUACAUAUUUGCAAUUACCCAUAGUUGAAAGUCAUGGUUAUACCCACAACAUAUCUAGUGUAUGUAUAUAUGUUCUGUAUGAAUACAUAUUUGUCAGUUUAAAAUGAUUACAGCAGCACUGUUCCGUUUGUGACACCGUAGAGUGUGUGAAGUCAAUUAAGCUUGUGCAACACUUAAAAAUGUUUUAAUUUUUGCAUUGAAGUAGAUGCGCAUAUUUUUCAGAUGAACAUAUUUUUGUAACUCUUCAGUAAAAGUCCUAGAGCAUUACUGCUUUUAAUAUAUAUAAAUACAUACAUUCAUACAGUGUAUCAACAGUUUCUCUUUGAAAACUCCCAAACUAGCAGCCAUGUGGUUAGAUAAUUUUAACUUUGUUAAAAAUAACAUUUGUAAUUUAAUCUUAAAUCUCUUGACAUGUGGAUUUUAAUUACAUAUUUUCUGGUUUGUAAAGCAUCUAUGUAGCAGACUUUGAGUCAGUUACUGUAUUGAUUAUGGGUUAAACUAAUACUGUGUACUUUUUUAGAUAUGAUUUAUUUUUUUAGUCUACCUAUUAAAGACUGGAAUACUAACAAUGUAUUGCAAAGCACCAG
This is a messenger RNA of Terrapene triunguis (Three-toed box turtle), 10341 nucleotides long. RefSeq names its product phosphatidylinositol-3,4,5-trisphosphate dependent Rac exchange factor 2 (gene PREX2). Gene Ontology annotation, biological process: intracellular signal transduction. Bases 1 to 4821 code for a protein of 1606 amino acids. The transcript is spliced from 40 exons. Lineage: Eukaryota; Metazoa; Chordata; Testudines; Emydidae. Gene Ontology annotation, molecular function: guanyl-nucleotide exchange factor activity; protein binding. The record is from RefSeq and is a predicted model, not a curated record.